This is a messenger RNA of Betta splendens (Siamese fighting fish), 6540 nucleotides long. It is a transcript of the gene col4a1, whose product is annotated as collagen, type IV, alpha 1. Gene Ontology annotation, cellular component: collagen trimer; basement membrane. Gene Ontology annotation, molecular function: extracellular matrix structural constituent. Lineage: Eukaryota; Metazoa; Chordata; Actinopteri; Anabantiformes; Osphronemidae. The record is from RefSeq and is a predicted model, not a curated record. The transcript is spliced from 52 exons. Bases 159 to 5054 code for a protein of 1631 amino acids.
CACUCCGUCCUGGACGAAAGAUGCUGCUAAACGCGCUCACUGGGCUCCGGUGAAGAGACUGCGUUGCCCGGAGAAAGAGACGAAGAAGAGGCCAACAGGUGGUGGUUUGCGGACACUCCGCACUGUUGCGCACACGGCUUCCAGCGCGCGCGGCCACGAUGCCGUUACCGUCCGGCGCCCUGUUACUGCUGGCGGCUCUGUGCUCAGGCGUGGGCCUCACGGGAGCGGAGGGUUGUGGGGCAUCAUGUGGAAAGUGUGACUGCAGCGGUGUAAAGGGAACAAAGGGUGAGAGAGGAUUUCCUGGUCUUCAAGGUAACAUGGGUUUCCCAGGAAUGCAGGGACCCGAGGGCCCUCCGGGUUCAAUGGGCCCUAAGGGUGAUAUUGGUGAGACUGGGACCCCUGGAUUGAAAGGAGUGAGGGGUCCUCCCGGUAUUCCAGGUUUUCCAGGAAACCCAGGCCUACCGGGGCUUAAUGGAAACGAUGGACCACCAGGUGCACCAGGUAUCCCAGGAUGCAAUGGGACCAAAGGAGAAAGAGGAAGGGAUGGACCUUCUGGCUUUCCUGGUCUUCAAGGACCACCUGGAAUGCCUGGAAUUCCUGGAAUGAAGGGGGACCCUGGUGGUGUGAUUGGGGUUGUUCCCCUGAAAGGUGACAAAGGAUUCCCUGGCACACCUGGAUAUCCUGGAUCUCGUGGACCUCCUGGAAAUAUGGGACCUACAGGACCCCCGGGAUUUCAAGGACCCAAAGGUGAUGCAGGACCCCCUGGCCCACCUGGAGAAAAGGGUGACCGCCUGUCCUUUAUGGAACAGAAAGGAGAUAAGGGUGAUCGAGGAUUUCGUGGCCCCCCUGGCCCACCCGGACCAGGACCAUCGGAUGUAGGAGGACCAACUGUCACAGUGAUAGGACCUCCGGGAGAAAGAGGAUCUAAAGGAGAUAAGGGUGAUAAAGGCUACUGCUACGGUGUCAAAGGAGAAAUAGGUCCACCAGGACCAAAAGGCAAACCUGGCAAGGACGGCGAAAUUGGCCCAAAGGGACAAAAAGGCUAUUAUGGGGUUCCUGGCUUGCCUGGUCUUGAGGGUGAAAAGGGAGAGAGAGGACCACCGGGUCAUGGUACUGGUCCCCCUGGUGCUCCUGGACCUUCUGGUUACCCUGGAUCCAAAGGAGAAAAGGGUUUUCCUGGACCUCAAGGAGAGGCCGGUCCACCAGGACGGUUCAUUGAAGGACCUCGUGGAGAGAAGGGUCAGAAAGGAGAAUCUGGAGAGAAAGGAGACAGAGGUUUAGAAGGAGAGUCCCUUGUUGGACCUCCAGGACAACCAGGAGACCUUGGACCCCCUGGUCCACCAGGGCCCCCUCCUGACCCCGGAUGUAACAUUACGAAAGGGCCACCUGGUCCUCCAGGGUUACAAGGGGAAGUGGGACAGAAAGGUAACAAAGGCGAUACUUGUUUUGACUGCAACGGUUUCCCGGAACCUGGAUUACCUGGUCCCAAGGGGUCAAAAGGAGAGCAGGGCCCUCCUGGGCUAGUGGGAAGCAAGGGAGACAAAGGCCAACCUGGUUUUCCUGGACAACCUGGAAAACCUGGUUCGGCAGGUAGUCCAGGUUUAAGGGGGAAUCCUGGCGCUGUUGGUGAGCCAGGGGACAUUUUCAUAGCUCCUGGUCUGAAGGGAGAUAAAGGUCUUCCUGGUCCUGAUGGUUCACCAGGGAGACCAGGUCUGGAUGGACAGCCAGGGAGAGAUGGCCACCCUGGUGUACCCGGCCUUAAAGGAGAACCUGCCAAAGAGGGCAUCAAAGGUGAGCGUGGACCAGAUGGAGAUCCUGGUCGUAUUGGACCCCCAGGAGAGAGGGGUCCCCCUGGACAGCCAGGCUUUGGUCGCCCAGGAGAGCCUGGCGAGAAAGGCAGUCAAGGCAGACCAGGAACACCUGGUUCUCCUGGAAAACCAGGUACAAAAGGUGAGCCUGGAGAAGGUCAGAGCAUUCCUGGGCCUCAAGGUGAACCUGGACCACCAGGAGUGGCUGGAAUUCCUGGAGCUCCAGGUAUCCGAGGUCUGCCGGGAGAUCAAGGCUUGCCAGGUUUUCCUGGAGAGAAGGGUGAACAAGGACCUUCUGGAAUUGGAUUUCCAGGCCCAACUGGUCCUAAAGGAAUAAGUGGAAUUCCAGGAGCACCAGGAUUACCAGGGGAACGAGGAGCACCUGGGCAUGAUGGUUUGACUGGACAUACUGGUCCACCUGGACAAAAAGGUGAACCAGGACGGGGUCUCCCAGGUCCAAAAGGGUCUCAGGGCCUCCCAGGAGUUACUGGAUUCAAAGGAGAAAAAGGUAGUAGUGGACCACCUGGAGUUCCUGGACGAGAAGGCCAGACAGGACCACCAGGACCUCAGGGAAUCAAAGGUGAUGUGGGACCCCCAGGACUGCCAGGUAAUGUUGGCUCACCAGGUCCACCAGGAAAAGGUGCUCCCGGACCCCAGGGACCACAAGGACCAGCUGGAGAGCCUGGACCACAAGGUAGGGAAGGUGUAAAGGGAGAAAAGGGCUUUCCUGGUGUUCCUGGUUCGGACAUGCCAGGACCUCAGGGAGAAAAAGGAACGCAAGGCUUCCCAGGACCCCCAGGCACUAAAGGACAGCCAGGGCCACCAGGGUUAUCAGGCAGGGAUGGACUUCCUGGUAAACAAGGCUCCAAAGGUGAAAUGGGGGUCAUGGGAACACCAGGAGUCCCAGGAUUUCCCGGACCACCAGGUACAGCUGGUUCUCCAGGACUGAGAGGUGAUCCUGGUGUUACUGGACCAAGAGGCAAUUUUGGAGAACCUGGACCUAAAGGAGAGAGAGGAGAACAGGGUCUUCCAGGACCUGAUGGGAACCUGACUAACGUUGAUAUGGAACACAUGAAGGGAGAUAAAGGGGAUCUUGGAAAACCAGGUGAACAAGGUGCCACUGGAGAACGGGGUUAUGUUGGAGAAGAAGGAAAACCUGGAUUAAAAGGCAAAGAUGGAGCGCCAGGACUACCAGGACAUCCAGGUGAUAAAGGAGACCCUGGUCUUGCUGGAGACCCUGGUGUUAUGGGACCACCCGGACCAAAGGGCAGUGUAGGGGAGAUGGGAAUACCAGGCCAGGUUGGUCCAAAGGGUAGCAAAGGUAACAGUGGUACACCAGGGCAUCCUGGAUUUAAAGGGGAUCAUGGACAGAAAGGAGAUAGUGGAGCACCUGGUGAGCCAGGUAUUGGGUUGCCAGGAGUUCCUGGAGAAAAGGGCCAGAAGGGCCUUUCAGGAUCCCCAGGAGUACAAGGAGAAAAAGGUCAGAAGGGAUAUGAGGGUAUGCCUGGCAAGCCUGGAUUGCAAGGCUCCAAAGGAGAUCAAGGAAGCACUGGAUAUCCUGGUGAAUCAGGUAGACCAGGUGACAGAGGGAUUCCUGGGCUUCCUGGAUCUCCAGGAGAACCUGGUCGUGAAGGCCAGCCUGGUGAACAUGGCAUGCAGGGACCUCCUGGCCUUCCUGGGGUAAAGGGAGAGGCUGGAGUGGAUGGUAUCCCUGGAUCCUCAGGGGAACGAGGUGAACCAGGUUUACCUGGUCGAAGCUUCCCUGGGCCGGCAGGAGGAACAGGUAGCAAAGGUGACAAAGGUAGUCCAGGCUUCCCUGGCACUCCAGGCCACCCAGGUGUCCCUGGUACCAAAGGUGACAAAGGACUUCCAGGCCUGCAGGGACCACAGGGGAAGACUGGAGAAAUAGGGAUCCCAGGCGCUUCUCUGGAGGGCCCUAAAGGAGAGAGAGGAGAAACAGGACAACCUGGAGAAGCAGGAUCCAGAGGAACACCAGGAUUGCCUGGUGUGCCAGGUAGAGAGGGCCAAAAGGGGGACAAAGGAGACCAGGGCUGGCCUGGAUUCCAGGGGGAGACAGGACGUAAGGGUGACCCUGGAACCUCUGGACCUCCGGGAGAAACUGGUCUUCCAGGUAUCGAGGGACAGAAAGGGGAGACGGGAAUACAGGGUGUCCCUGGCUUCCCAGGUACAAAGGGUCCUGUUGGCAACAUUGGAUUCAAGGGAGAAGUUGGAGACAGAGGAUUCUCAGGAGAGAAGGGUCAUGAAGGGCCUCCUGGUCCACCUGGUCCCCAUACCUUUACUAAGGGAGACAUUGGACCCCAUGGAGUUCCAGGUUUUCCAGGUCCUCAGGGGCCAGCAGGUUUUCCCGGAGAGAAAGGACAGCAAGGUUUGACAGGUAUUCCUGGACCAAAAGGUGAAGAAGGAAUUCCUGGAUAUCACGGUCAAGCUGGAGCCAAAGGAGAGCCUGGUCCACAGGGGCCACAAGGACCCAGAGGUCACCCUGGCCCUCCGGGACCUGAUGGUGUUCCUGGUCAAGUCGGUCCACCUGGACCCUCUUCCAUGGAUCAUGGAUUCCUUGUAACUCGUCACAGCCAAUCUGUCGAUGUUCCACUUUGUCCCCAUGGAACCUCACUCAUAUAUGAUGGCUACUCUCUGCUCUAUGUACAAGGCAACGAACGAUCCCAUGGACAGGACCUAGGUACGGCCGGCAGCUGUCUAAGGAAAUUCAGCCCCAUGCCAUUCCUAUUCUGUAACAUCAACAACGUGUGCAAUUUUGCAUCCCGUAAUGAUUAUUCCUACUGGCUCACAUCCCCGGAACCCAUGCCCAUGAGCAUGGCACCCGUCACUGGUGAAAGCAUCAAGCCUUUCAUCAGCAGAUGUGCUGUAUGUGAGGCUCCAGCCAUGGUGAUAGCAGUUCACAGUCAGACCAUCAUGAUCCCUGCGUGUCCCCACGGCUGGGCCUCUCUGUGGAUUGGCUACUCUUUUGUCAUGCACACAAGCGCUGGGGCCGAGGGUUCGGGCCAGGCUCUGGCCUCUCCUGGUUCGUGCCUGGAGGAAUUCCGUAGCGCUCCUUUCAUCGAGUGCCACGGACGUGGAACUUGCAACUAUUAUGCCAACUCAUACAGCUUCUGGCUCGCCACCAUCGAAGACGACGGCAUGUUUACGAAACCCGUCCCAACAACGCUAAAAGCAGGCAACCUCCGAACCCACAUAAGUCGCUGCCAGGUGUGCAUGAAGAGGACAUAAAUCCCAACACCACAGUGUAACAUGCAAGUUACAGCACAUGGCUUUACUCCCUGUUUCCAACGGAUGGUGCUAUUUCCCUGCAUGUUUGAAUGGAGAAGGGCAGAGACACGUUUCUGCAGAACAGCCAGAAAUCGAACAUGACAUUGCAGAACGCAGAGACUGAGCGGCUUUUGCUACAUGCAGAACUAACAUUAUCACAAUGUGUCUCUAAAAGUGUGGCGCCCAGUUUACCACUGCACUGAGUUCAUGCCCCCUAAACCGGUAAACUGGUGUUCAUUCUGAGGAGUAUUUUGUGUAAGUCAGGUGCUAUUGAAUUUUACUUAUCUGCCUUAUUUCAUUUUCAUUCCCUAUAAGUGCCACACCGUACCAUAUAUAUAGCUACAUUAGUAUUGUAGACUUUCACACCGUAUAACUUGUACUAAUGUAAAGGGCGGGACUUACCACUGGUUACAAAAGCUUGUUAUUUGUUAGAUCACAAUAUGUUGCCACCACAGAUAUAUAUCAAUCACACCUUUGUAAAUAUAAUUCUUUCCUCUCUAACACCAGUCAACAUACUCUCCUCAGGUUACCAGUCGGUUACAUUGUGUGUUUUAGGUCAAACUUUAUUUAUAAGAUUUACAUUUUAAGUUGGACUUGGAGUGUUUCUGCAGAUUUCUUCAAUCCUAAGACAAUAUUUCAACGUCUGACAACCAGUGCCUUACUAACCUACAGAACAACACUGAAAUAGCAUCAGCAGGUGUGAGUGUGCAUGUGUGUGUGUACAUUUGAGCUGACUGAAGGUGGAAUGAGUGUAUUUGUUGUAACGUUUGCUUUAACUAUAUUGUUGCACAACCCUUGAAAUUAUCCAAAGCAAACUCACGAUAAGACCAAAGAAAAAAGACUUUUCUCCUCCUUUAUUAUGUCGUGAACCAAAUCAUUCUACCGUAAUUCUCAGUCUCCAACGCAAAGAAAUGCGCAUGUACAUACACUUACACAUUACAUGUACUUACUUGACUAUUCCUGUUUGUGAAUUUUUUUAGCUCUCCCUGUUGAUUUCAUGUCAAAUGUAGGAUGUUUGAAUAGGAGUGAUGGCUCAUAUUAUCAUGGUUGCACAUUUAGGUCAAACACACAGAUGAGGAGGGUUGUAUUUAUAAGUGCCUCUGCAGGUUAAGACGCUUUAAAAGCUGUUAACUAAAGUUUGCAUUUUAAUACUGUAUUUUAUCAUUCUAAGAGUAUGUCUUUGUGUUGAUACAUAUUGAAAACGCAAAAACAACUGAAAUAUGCAAAGAUUUCUACUUUUAAAGUAAUGCCAGUUCCUCUACAACUACAAAAACCCUUUUAAGUUUGUGUCCAUUAGUUCAUAUAGUAUUGGAAGAAUUUGCCUUAAAACAGAUCUGAAAGUGAUGUUAACUUAUUAACGAACAGACCAGAAAAGAAAAUACUUUGAGAUUUUUUUUCCAGAACCCAUACUGUGUCAUUCCUGCAAUAAAGUGAUUUGUAGAAUAUU